CUCGCAGCGCUUCUGCUUCACCAACAGCUAACGGUGGCUAGCAAGCUGUCAAGCUGUCAAGUGGAGAGGCUGGGACAGACGUUUCAGCUUCCCCCUGACUUGGCUUUAUAAAUCCCCACGAAAAGAAAACAACGCUAAUAUAUACCUGCGAUUAUCUGCUGAGAUAAUGUAACACAUCAAGGUCGUAUCCAAAAGAGGAACCUCCGCACUUGCACCAUUUAUAUAUGCACUGGGUCUUGUGUGACGAUUGCUCUUUGCUAGUUGGCUAACACUACCCGAAGCUAAUAGCCCAGCAAAGCCCCACUUUCCUCGGUGUAAGUGACCCAUCCCGGUAUCUUCACGCUUUUGUCACUGUUGCGGCCAAACACAAUUUUCGACAUUCGGUCUGAAGAAGGAAAAAAUGGGGGCAUUUCUGGACAAACCAAAGAUGGAAAAGUACAAUUCCCAUGGUGAGGGUAACAGCCUGCAGUACGGGCUGAGCAGUAUGCAGGGCUGGCGGGUAGAGAUGGAAGACGCGCACACAGCAGUGAUUGGCCUGCCUCAUGGUCUUGACCUCUGGUCAUUCUUUGCUGUAUAUGAUGGCCAUGCUGGCUCUCAGGUGGCCAAGUACUGUUGUGAGCACCUGUUGGAAUACAUCACCAGCAAUUCAGACUUCCAAAGUGCUCUGCAGGAGGAUCCAUCGGUGGAAAGUGUGAAAAACGGCAUCCGCACAGGUUUUCUUGAGAUUGAUGAUCACAUGCGAACCAUCUUGGAGAAGAAGCAUGGUGUGGAUCGCAGUGGCUCCACUGCGGUGGGAGUGAUGGUUUCACCCAGCCAUGUCUACUUUAUUAACUGUGGGGAUUCACGGGGACUCCUGAGCAGGGGGGGAGCCGUGCAUUUCUUCACGCAGGAUCACAAACCCAACAACCCGCUGGAGAAAGAAAGGAUCCUGAAUGCUGGUGGCUCAGUCAUGAUCCAGCGAGUUAAUGGCUCCCUGGCCGUGUCUCGGGCCUUAGGAGAUUUCGACUACAAGUGUGUGCAUGGGAAAGGCCCCACAGAGCAACUAGUCUCUCCAGAGCCUGAAGUUUAUGCAAUAGAAAGAUGUGAAGCUGAAGAUGAAUUUAUUAUUCUAGCUUGUGAUGGCAUCUGGGAUGUCAUGGCCAAUGAAGAACUGUGUGACUUUGUCAGGUCAAGGCUAGAAGUCACAGAUGAUCUUGAAAGAGUCAGCAAUGAAAUUGUUGACACUUGUUUGUAUAAGGGAAGUCGGGACAAUAUGAGCGUUGUUUUAAUCUGUUUUCCUGGAGCGCCAAAGGUAUCCCCAGAAGCAGUUAAACGGGAGGCUGAGCUGGAUAAGUAUCUGGAAUCAAGAGUAGAAGACAUCCUCAAGAAGCAGGGGGAUGAAGGAGCACCAGAUUUGGUCCACGUCAUGAGGACAUUAGCAUCAGAAAGCAUCCCCAACCUUCCCCCUGGAGGAGAGCUUGCAAGCAAACGAAGUGUUAUUGAAACGGUGUACAACAAACUCAACCCUUAUCGAAGCGAUGACACAAGUUCCACCAUCAGACACUAUGGAGUCAUCAGCUGUUGAUCACCAGCCUUCUGUCAGGCCAAAGAGAGACAUUCGACUAUCACAGCAUUUGGCCCCUUACGAUGUCACUCUCCCCUCUCAACUGCCUGCUGCCCAAAUCUCCUCACUACCAGUAGGACAUCACGAUGAGGCAAGGCCAACCAGACUUAGGAGUGCGUCUGGGUACCAGUCAUCUGCUUCAUCACGUCGAUCCUCUCGGCGAUCGCAUGGGCUUCAACUGCUCCAAAAUAUUCCUGAUGUUCAAACCGCUGCCCUAAAGGAGCGAAUUAAAUGUUUUGAGCUUGCUGACCUACAGCAAUAGAGAAAGAAACGUAAGCUGACUUGGAGGCGAAGAGAUUGGAUGAACAACCUAAAGAAUGACAGACUACAAGAAGAUGCUCACCUUGCCAAGGAGAGUAUGGCAAGGGAAAUGGAAUGGAACGGCACAGACGCUUAAAGAAACCGGAGAAAGACUUACACAUUGCCCAUAUUGUCAAGUCUUUCCUGUCUGAGUCUGAAGACGAUGCAAUGUCAACAACGUCAGCUCCGCCCUCUGCCGACAUGCUUCAACUCCCAUCGACGGCUCAUAUGAAACCUGCUACCGUUAUACCAAUGACACAGCCAUUGACAAUGAUUUCCAUUCCUGUCCAAGGUGCAUAAACUUGUGCCCCCGACUUUAGUAGCCCCCACUACAGCUCCUGUCUCUGUCACCUUGCCUGCAUCUGUGUCUUUCACAAGUCAAACAAAGCCAGUCUUUCCCACAUUUAAUUAUGCAUCAACCAUGACACAUGCAACCGCAGUGCCACAAAUCAUGCAAACUGCUGUACCACAACCACCAGUUCCAGCUGGUGCACCUCCUUUUGCUGGGCAAUAUGUUCAAUACACCUUACCAUCUGCUACUCCAGCUCCGGCAGCACCACCCUGGUCCUACCCAUGCAUCGAGAUGCUGAUUGCUACAUCCUUUGGCAUUGCUAAACCAGUACUUCCAAGGUUUGAGAGUGGCUAGGAAAGUGAUUUUCCUCUACACAUAUCCAGUUGCGGCCCUCCAAAAACUCUAAGAGCACCUCAAAGACCUUCCUUUGCUGCCUAUCCAUCGAGCGCAACUGCUACUCCUCAUAGGUUCUGAUAUGUCUCUCAGCUUGUUGCUCUUACAAAGCCGGUGCGAGCAGGCCCAUCCGGGGUCCCCAUUGCAGUCUGUACUGACCUAGGCUGGUCUCUACAAGGUCCGUCUGUGAUCUCCGUAUCUUCCCAUCAGCCUUCCUGUGUGCACGUUACCACUGAAUCCCCAUAUACUGAACCGUAACCGGAUGCCACAGAGCUGAGGAAAUCCGCCUUCGUUGGAACUAUUUCCUGUGCUACAUUAACUCAGCUUACUGAUUUCAGUAAGUUUUCCACAUGGAAACGGCUUCUACAAGAGACAGCUAGCUCCCUUAAUGGGGCGGCUGAUGCCGGUGCUUCAUCCCCACCUUCCGCCGUGGAUUUUCUGCAAGCCGAAAAGCUUAUAUUGCAAAGGGUUCAAGGAGAUUGUUUUCCAGAAGAGUUGAGAGCGCUCAAGGCUGGACGGUCACUGCCUUCAGACAGUCGACUUGCAUCACUUUCACCAGAAUACGAAGGAGCCACCGGAUUACUCAAAUAGCCCUUUGAACUCCUCAUGGACAAUGGUACCAGGUUUGUUGGUGGAGAACGUGAAUUACGUGAAGCAGUUGCUUCAAUGGAACCACAGUUGAGAGAGCAACUUGAAGAGCACCAGAUUUCUUUCCUAUUCUAUCUUCCAAGCGCACCACAUUUUGGAGGCACAUGGGACAGAUAGGUAAAAUCCAUUGACAGCACUCAGAGUUGUUCUCAAAGACUAAACAGUCCCUGAACAAGUAAACCUGACAACAUUGAUAGAGGUUGAGAGCAUACUGAAUGCUAAACCUCUCGGUUACCUGUCUUCGGACGCCUCAGACCCAGACCCAGUCACGCCCAAACUCCUUCUUAUGGGCCGUCACCAUUCAUCUCCACCUCAAGCAAUCUACGAUUCCUGUGGUCUCGGAAAAAGACGUUGGAGGCACAGCCAAGUCCUAGCAGAUCACUUCUGGUCAUCUUUCAUCCAGCAUUACCUGCCAGGGCUUCAAGAACGUAACAAGUGGAGGAACGAUUUCAAGACCCUUUUGGCUGGUCGAGUAGUCUUGAUAGUGGACCUUCAACUCCCCUGAGGAUUGUGGCCUGUAGGACGGAUCACUCAGCCACAUCCAGGAGCAGAUGGACGGGUCCGGACUGCCAGAGUUCAAGUGAAGAAUCGUACCUACCUUCGCCCAGUUGCCCGACUGAUCAUGCUUCCACCUCUUGAUGACGAGGACAUUACCUCAUAGACUUUCUUCUGGUUUCAACUGCCAUAUGGACAGUUGGGGGCAUCUGUGUACGUAAGCCUAUUGUGUGCUAUUAACCAGUUCUGUAAUCUUCCUGUGCCUUUAAGCUGAUAAAUCAAUCUGUGACGUCAUUUCCCUUUUAAAGCACAUCUUUGUCAGAAUAGCUGGUUUCGAUCAAUAGUGGCAGCCAGCCUUGUGUGCGAGGAAGACUAAAACAAUAAAGAUGAUUAAAGGAU
Nerophis ophidion (straightnose pipefish) is the source of this 4130-nucleotide messenger RNA. RefSeq names its product protein phosphatase, Mg2+/Mn2+ dependent, 1Aa (gene ppm1aa). Gene Ontology annotation, molecular function: magnesium ion binding; manganese ion binding; protein serine/threonine phosphatase activity. NCBI's taxonomy places the organism in Eukaryota, Metazoa, Chordata, Actinopteri, Syngnathiformes, Syngnathidae. Gene Ontology annotation, biological process: positive regulation of canonical NF-kappaB signal transduction; positive regulation of canonical Wnt signaling pathway; protein dephosphorylation. Bases 401 to 1564 code for a protein of 387 amino acids. The transcript has 6 exons. The record is from RefSeq and is a predicted model, not a curated record. Gene Ontology annotation, cellular component: nucleus; cytosol.